Messenger RNA from Venturia canescens, 753 nucleotides. RefSeq names its product OVARIAN TUMOR DOMAIN-containing deubiquitinating enzyme 7-like. Gene Ontology annotation, biological process: protein deubiquitination. Lineage: Eukaryota; Metazoa; Arthropoda; Insecta; Hymenoptera; Ichneumonidae. Gene Ontology annotation, molecular function: cysteine-type deubiquitinase activity. The coding region runs from base 75 to 572 and encodes 165 amino acids. The transcript is spliced from 4 exons. The record is from RefSeq and is a predicted model, not a curated record.
CCGAAAACGAAUAUUCAAAAACGUUUUUUUCAAUUUCCUCAAAGCGAGCCGCCAAACCGAAUCCGAAUUCAAUCAUGACUCUGCCGAACGUUCUUCGGAGCUUGGUUUUUUGUUACUUCGUUUUUCGACCAGGCACGGCUCUCCUAAGAUCACCGGAAGGCACGUUUCGCGUGCACAAAAUAUUCGGCGAUGGGAAUUGCAUGUUCCGAGCAGUCAGUUACGUCCUGUGGCAGAGCGAGGACGAGCACAGUCGUCUCCGAACGCUGGUGACUCAGCACAUAAAAAGCCACUGGCGCGAGUACGGGCCGUUCGUCACAGCCGAAUGGAGCAUAACCGAGCCGGAAGAGUACAAAAAUUUCAUGAUUUCGGAGGGCGUCUUCGCCACCGAGCUCGAAUGCACCGUCGCGACGAAACUCCACAAAAUGAAUUUGUCCAUCUACCGGGAAAUCCACGAGGGCACUCUCGAGAGGGUUUUCCACAACAGCGUCAACUCCAGCUUCGAGACAGCGAGGCUGCUCUUCUCCGGUCGACCCGAGAGCGGGCACUACGACGUUUUGACGCUUGUUCGCUGAGGAAAAACCCGCGCUCCAAAGAGUUCAGUAGCGAGAGCAUGAAAUGCGGAUCGUCGCAGCCUGGACUGUACAGCCAGUGGGUGAUCGUGCAAAUCGCUGAAUGAAUGGCACAGCUGGAAACGGAGAGAAAAAUAAUGAUUUUAACGAUUUUUAUUUAUACAUUUGAAUUUCAGUCGAACGC